CCUCCCUCCCAGCGUCGUACCAUCAGAAAAAGGAAGUCAUCGUGUCGACCGGUCGUGGAAAAGGCCACCGCGUGCCGAUUAGCAAAGUUCGCGAAACAUAAACGCCCGCCUAAAAUACGGUUGGCAAAGAGUUUGACCGUGGAAAGCAUCGGUUGAUGAUUAAAAUAAACCGUCGGAAUCAAAGUGAAAAUUAACCAAACCUCUGGGGAAGGUUGCACUCGGAAAUUCAUCCACACGAGUGAGCAUCCUCGGUGUCCCGGAUAAAACCUGCAACGAGCGAUCAACUGGUCCACACAGCCUUAGCCGAAGGGAGCUGGCAUUCCUUUGCAGAGCCAUUCAGCUUAGGAAAAUGAUUCAGAACACCUGGACAAUCCGGCAUUGGGAAAAGCACAUUGAGAUCCUUCGGGACGUACUCGUCGCCCAAGCAAACUGCGUCACGAGAUUUAGCAGCAAGCAUCCCCUUCGUUGGAUCUGUAGGUCCACUGACGUCGAUUAUCCGGUAAUAGGAUCAGGAAAGGGACUCGGUAAGCGAUGUAACGAGUGUCAAAAUGGCAGAAUCCUAAUUUCUUUGCCUCACAGAACACUAGAGCGUACGAAGGACGUGCUUAAGUGCCGACUAGCUCUGUUGGAACAACCCGACCAGCGAAACGAGCCUUACAAGGCUCUCUUUUUCUACAGCUUCGAUUGGCCUUCAGAGUCAUUCGGCGGAGGACUCUGGACUGCGACCAAUCCAUCAGCAAGGAACGAGCUGUCACACGAUCGAGAUUCAUCGACAGCGUAGAUCCCAAACAGGGCUGGGAUUCGCAACGGAGAGGCAGGUGGUCGUAGAUACCGGGGAUCCCGGUGGUAGAUGGGCCACUGGCCAGCCUCACCAUCACACAAGAGGGAGCAUGUUGGCCGAAGCGAAAGCGCUCGCCCACAAGCAGCAAUGAAGCGGUGACCGUGAGUACUCCGAAGAAAGUGGCAUAAAGUGAAAGAAGAGCUAGAAUGUUAGGGUUCAGAAGAGUAGGAGCAUGAGCCAGUUUAAGGAAAAGUAAAUAAAAUUUUUGCACACUAA
Aedes aegypti (yellow fever mosquito) is the source of this 1057-nucleotide messenger RNA. RefSeq lists its product as uncharacterized. The record is from RefSeq and is a predicted model, not a curated record. NCBI's taxonomy places the organism in Eukaryota, Metazoa, Arthropoda, Insecta, Diptera, Culicidae. Bases 350 to 781 code for a protein of 143 amino acids. The transcript has 3 exons.